AUGGAACUGACGAGGAGUUAAUAUUCAAUUAUGAUUGGGUUAAAAACCCAGAGGCUCAAAAAAAACAUAGCGAAUAUAUAUAUACUAAUGAGGAUAAUGCAAGUGAGGAUGAAAGCGUUGUUGACUUGACCCAAAACAAUAACG
Molecule: messenger RNA, 144 nt
Organism: Racocetra fulgida
Lineage: Eukaryota; Fungi; Glomeromycota; Glomeromycetes; Diversisporales; Gigasporaceae
Source: the annotation of a GenBank genome assembly